Erythranthe guttata (spotted monkey flower) is the source of this 3537-nucleotide messenger RNA. Its product is annotated as ISWI chromatin-remodeling complex ATPase CHR11. Gene Ontology annotation, biological process: nucleosome organization. Gene Ontology annotation, cellular component: nucleus; chromatin. Gene Ontology annotation, molecular function: DNA binding; nucleosome binding; ATP binding. The record is from RefSeq and is a predicted model, not a curated record. Lineage: Eukaryota; Viridiplantae; Streptophyta; Magnoliopsida; Lamiales; Phrymaceae.
CCCAUUUAACCUAUUCGGUCCACCACAAUACACUUCUUCCUUUGUACUGACAACUGUGAACAAAGAGUACAUUCUUCUUCUUUCCUUUAUUCUCUCACAAUUUCAGUUUUUCCCCCGAAUUAAUCGAUUUCUCGAGCAAAUUGUCAAUAUGGCGAAACCCUCGCAAGCGAAGGACUCCUCCGAUGAUUACAUGUCUAAUUCACCGUCGUCGGACGAAGAGGAGGUUAAGGAUCAAGCCAACGGAGACUCCGACGACGACGAGGAGCUCGAGGCCGUCGCUCGGACCGCCGAUGAUUCCGACGACGAAGAAGUCGGAGAGGAGAUGCCCAAUGCCGCUGCUGAGGAAGAGAGCGACAAUGAGGAAGACGAUGCUGUUGCAAAUGAAGUUUCCAAGCGUGAAAAAGCCAGACUUAAAGAAAUGCAGAGGAUGAAGAAGCAGAAGAUACAAGAAAUACUUGACGACCAGAAUGCUGCUAUUGAUGCUGACAUGAACAAAAAAGGAAAGGGUCGUUUGAAUUAUCUCUUGCAGCAGACAGAGUUAUUUGCUCAUUUUUCUAAGGGUGAUCAGUCCACCUCUCAGAAGAAAGGAAAAGGAAGGGGUCGUCACGCAUCAAAGUUAACUGAAGAGGAAGAAGACACAGAAUAUCUCAAAGAAGAAGAAGACGGCCUUUCUGGCACCGGAAAUACAAGGCUACUGGCACAACCAUCUUGUAUUCAAGGGAAGAUGAGGGAUUACCAACUUGCUGGUUUAAACUGGCUAAUACGACUUUAUGAGAAUGGCAUAAAUGGAAUACUUGCUGAUGAAAUGGGGCUCGGUAAAACUUUGCAAACCAUAUCCUUGCUGGGUUACCUGCAUGAGUUCAAAGGGAUUACUGGCCCCCACAUGGUUGUUGCUCCGAAAUCCACGCUUGGCAAUUGGAUGAAUGAAAUCAAAAGGUUUUGUCCUCUCUUGCGUGCCAUAAAGUUUCUUGGGAAUCCUGAAGAAAGAAGGUAUAUACGCGAGGAAUUACUUGCGGCAGGCAAGUUCGAUGUAUGCGUCACAAGUUUUGAGAUGGCCAUAAAGGAGAAGACUGCCUUGCGACGUUUUAGCUGGCGGUACAUAAUUAUUGAUGAAGCUCAUCGGAUCAAGAAUGAAAAUUCCCUUCUCUCAAAAACAAUGAGACUCUAUAAUACUAAUUAUAGGCUUCUAAUCACGGGAACACCACUUCAGAAUAAUCUUCAUGAACUUUGGUCCCUCCUUAACUUUUUGCUUCCGGAGAUAUUUAGCUCUUCUGAGGCUUUCGAUGAAUGGUUCCAAAUUUCCGGUGACAAUGAUCAGCAGGAAGUUGUCCAACAGCUUCACAAGGUUCUACGACCCUUCCUUCUGAGAAGGUUGAAGUCUGAUGUCGAAAAAGGUUUGCCCCCGAAGAAGGAAACAAUACUCAAAGUUGGUAUGUCCCAGAUGCAAAAGCAAUAUUACAAGGCAUUGCUGCAGAAAGAUCUUGAGGUUGUAAAUGCUGGCGGAGAACGCAAACGUCUUCUUAAUAUAGCCAUGCAGCUGCGAAAGUGCUGUAACCAUCCAUAUUUAUUUCAAGGUGCUGAACCUGGUCCACCUUAUACAACUGGAGCACAUCUCGUAGAAAAUGCCGGCAAGAUGGUUCUUCUUGACAAGUUGCUUCCGAAAUUGAAAGAGCGUGAUUCCAGGGUUUUGAUAUUUUCGCAGAUGACAAGACUGCUGGACAUUCUUGAAGACUACUUGCUGUUCCGUGGAUAUUAUUACUGUCGAAUUGAUGGAAAUACUGGUGGGGAAGACAGAGAUGCUUCCAUCGAAAACUUCAACAAACCAGGAAGUGAGAAAUUUGUUUUUCUACUGUCGACCAGAGCCGGAGGUCUUGGUAUUAACCUUGCAACUGCUGAUGUUGUCAUUCUUUAUGACAGUGAUUGGAAUCCGCAGGUUGAUUUGCAGGCCCAGGACCGUGCUCAUAGGAUAGGACAGAAGAAGGAAGUUCAAGUUUUCCGGUUCUGCACUGAGUAUACCAUUGAGGAAAAAGUGAUUGAAAGGGCCUAUAAGAAGCUUGCCCUUGAUGCUUUGGUUAUCCAACAAGGGCGACUAGCAGAACAAAAGACUGUUAAUAAGGACGAGCUGCUGCAAAUGGUGAGAUUUGGCGCUGAAAUGGUUUUCAGUUCCAAAGACAGCACAAUAACAGAUGAAGAUAUAGAUAGAAUUAUUGCCAAAGGAGAAGAGGCAACUGCUGAGCUUGAUGCCAAGAUGAAAAAGUUCACAGAAGAUGCCAUCAAAUUUAAAAUGGAUGACACUGCCGACUUAUAUGAUUUUGAUGAUGAUAAGGAUGAAAAUAAGGUUGAUUUCAAAAAACUUGUCAGUGAGAAUUGGGUCGAACCAUCAAGAAGAGAAAGGAAACGCAAUUACUCUGAAUCGGAAUACUUUAAGCAGACUCUGCGUCCAAGUGCUCCUGCAAGGCCAAAAGAGCCCCGAGUUCCUCGCAUGCCACAAUUGCAUGAUUUCCAGUUCUUCAACACACAACGCCUUAGUGAGUUGUACGAGAAAGAAGUGCGCUAUCUUGUGCAGCAAACCCGUCAGAAGAAUCAAGUGAAAGAUAGUAUAGAAGUGGAUGAACCUGAAGAAGUAGGAAACCCUUUAACUGUCGAGGAGCAGGAAGAGAAGGAGCAGCUUCUGGAAGAAGGUUUCUCAACAUGGAGCAGAAAGGACUUCAAUACUUUUAUCAGGGCCUGCGAGAAGUAUGGUCGAGAUGAUAUCCCGGGAAUUGCUUCUGAAAUGGAAGGAAAAUCCGAAUACGAGGUCGAAAGAUAUGCAAAAGUUUUCAAUGAAAGAUACAAAGAAUUGAAUGAUUAUGAUAAGAUUAUUAAAAACAUUGAGAGAGGAGAGGCUAGAAUCUCGAGAAAAGAUGAGAUCAUGAAAGCCAUCGAGAAGAAGUUGGAUCGCUAUAAGAACCCAUGGCUGGAAUUAAAGAUCCAGUAUGGCCAGAAUAAAGGGAAGUUAUACAACGAAGAAUGUGACCGUUUCAUGAUUUGCAUGGUUCACAAGCUGGGGUAUGGGAACUGGGAUGAGCUUAAGAAAGCCUUUCGUACUUCACCAUUGUUUCGAUUCGAUUGGUUUGUGAAGUCUCGCACAACUCAAGAACUUGCCAGGAGAUGUGAUACACUUAUUCGGUUGGUUGAGAAAGAAAACCAAGAAUAUGACGAGAGGGAGAGACAGGCUCGUAAAGAGAAAAAACAAGAGAAGAGUAUGGCAGCAGCUAAGCGUUCGUCAGCUAGACAUGUUGCCGAAAGCCCUCCCUCGACUAUGAAGAAACGGAAAUCCAUGGAUGACUAUGGAAAGAAGAGAAAAUGACUGUCAUUAAAUUAAGUUGCGGCAUAUUGUCUGGAUGCUUUGGGCAAUAUAUAGAAGAGAAAACAACUUUCAUUAAAUUAAGUUAUGGCAUAUUGUCUGGAUGCUUGGGCAAUAUAUUGUAAAUAAUCUAUGAAUUUCAUCAACUAUAUGUAUCAUUUACAUUUUAGGAUUAUUAGCUAGUUACUGCA